AUGGAUGUAAAAGGUGCUUUUGACACAGUGCUACCAGGAAGACUAGUGAAUCGUCUUCGGGAACAAGGAUGGCCAAACAACCUGGUUAGAUGGGUUCAGUCUUUCGCCACUAAUCGAUCUAUCAAGAUCCGAUUAGACGGACAUCGAAUAUUAACGGAUACCUCUACAAUACACACCGGAUCUAUAAAUAUAAAGGUCAAACCUGGCCCGCUCAAAUGGCUUGGAGUCCACUUCGAUAGGAAAUUAUACUUCAAACCACAUAUCCAGAUCCUUGCAACCAAAGCCCUCAAGGGAGCCAAUGCAUUGAGAUCCCUUAUAAUCACCUGUACAAAGGCAAUCCUCCCAAUAUACAAAACCACAAAUACAGCAGUACUCUACGAGGAAGCCAAACUCAGACCAUCCGAGAUCGAGCUAAACCUGAUUUCACAAUUAUAUGCGGUACGAACCACCAGACUAGACCUUUACCAUCCUCUCAGGAUCAGAGCAGAGAAUAUAAUCAAAGCCAGAGAAUAUAACUAUACCCCAGAUACAAGAUUCGCAAGGUUCAUCACAGCAUUACCGGAGACUGAACACAUAAACCCCUUGGCCUUCCCACCCUGGGAAAUCAGAGAGUCGAGGGCAGAGGCCGAGGCCUGUAUCAAUGGUCUGAUGGGCAGAACGAAGGCACAAGCAGCCGAAGACUUCAAAGCCUUCCACGCCAAGAUCCUAAGAAGCGAUAUACAAAUCUUCUCGGAUGGCUCAAAAAGUGAAAGCAAGGAUGGUGCAAUUGGGGGCGGAUUCGUAAUCUUACAAUUCGAUAUUCAGAUAGUAUAUCAUUCUUUCUCAUUAGGCACAAAUGUAGAAGUGUUCAAUGUAGAAGCCACAGCCGCAGUAGCAGGGGUAGCAAAAGCCCUCACUCUAGCAUCAACCAAACUGGCCACAGAUCUCUAG
Molecule: messenger RNA, 930 nt
Organism: Sclerotinia sclerotiorum 1980 UF-70
Lineage: Eukaryota; Fungi; Ascomycota; Leotiomycetes; Helotiales; Sclerotiniaceae
Exons: 3
Coding region: 1-930 (309 amino acids)
Source: RefSeq, a predicted model, not a curated record